Psylliodes chrysocephalus is the source of this 593-nucleotide messenger RNA. NCBI's taxonomy places the organism in Eukaryota, Metazoa, Arthropoda, Insecta, Coleoptera, Chrysomelidae. The record is from the annotation of a GenBank genome assembly.
UGUCAAUGUCGUGAAAUGUUAAACGUCAAACGACAUAUGUCUCAUAUCAUUUGUUUUCCUUGUUUUCUUCCUUUCUGUGUGUUUCUUGUUUUCGUUUUCGACUUUUCAGUAUUAAGAUGGAUGAUUAGAUUUUACAACAAAAAAAUAGCCAUUCGUGAGAUAUUUGUGUUGAUAUAAGUUAUAAAUAAAAGAAAAUGUCUCGUUCUAUUCGGGCUGAGACCCGUAGCAGGGCUAAAGAUGAUAUAAAGAAGGUAAUGAAUGUAAUAGACAGAGUUCGACACUGGGAAAAGAAAUGGGUAACUAUUGGCGAUACUACCAUGAAAAUAUAUAAAUGGGUUCCAGUUACAGAACCGAAAAAAUCUAUGAAACACAGAGAAAAUAAGGAGAAUCUAAGAAAAAGCAAUGUUUUGGAUACCUCUAAUUCUAAUUCCAACUUCAGUCUAGCAGAGGACUCCAACACGUGCUUUUCCACAGUAAGUGAUUCUCAAGGCCCUACAGACUUCUCUUCAUCUCACAUGACAUUUUCUGAAGAUUCUAACUCGCAGGGUAGUGAAAUGGUUUCUGUAAAGAGACUGAAACCGGAUCGAGACUGA